Messenger RNA from Drosophila elegans, 1139 nucleotides. RefSeq lists its product as uncharacterized. The transcript has 2 exons. NCBI's taxonomy places the organism in Eukaryota, Metazoa, Arthropoda, Insecta, Diptera, Drosophilidae. The record is from RefSeq and is a predicted model, not a curated record. Bases 543 to 959 code for a protein of 138 amino acids.
UUUAAGAAGAAAACAUUUAUAAAACGGAUUGUUAAUUUAUUUUAAUGAUAUUUGAUUCAAUUUUUUUGUUAUUAUGCCAAUUACUCCCAAAUUUAUUAACCAAUCUAAAAAAUUACAUUUAAAAAAUGUCUUAAAAAUAGAUUUAAAAUUAUCUUAAAUUUUUAAUAUUAUUAACAAAACAAGGUUGGAGAAAUGGAAUUACUUCAUAAUCUUUUAAAACCUUAAAAUGUAUUUAAAAGUGGCAUGUUAUUUACUUAACAAAAUUAAGGAUAUUCGUAGAUUUUGUAAAACUUAAUUUCUUGGAAAUCAUUACUAUAAACAGUAUUAUACAGUUUUGCUAGCUAAAAAGAAAAGCUUUUAUCCGAAUUUAUAAAAGCCAUAGACACAUCUAUAGUUUGCUAAGAUAUCAGUUGAGAAACUAGAUUUUCCCCUGUGUAUCAGUUGCCUACUGUCUGGUUUAAUUGCCCCUUUUGCAUUGAAUUGUUUGGCGCCCACGUCUGGGCGAAUCGGCUGGUUUAUCAUCUCGGACCCAUCUUGGUCAAAUGGCAUUUUGCGGUGGUUUUUUCUUUGCCGAUUUUCCUCUCUUUUUGUGCCCCAGCGCAGAUUUACAGAUUUCGCCACAGAGAGCCGAAUGGUUGGAACUGCUUAACUUGGCUUUGUGUAAUUGGCGCUACAUACGCGACUCCACAAGCCCGAUCCGCGGUCCAUAUGCGUACUCCGCCAUGGCUGGACUUCACCCCCUUCGGACCGUGUGUCCCCUGUUUACAGAAUUGCUGACAUACCACCAUGCAAAGGUUGCCACUACAGUGAACUGUGGCCACAAGGACCCGGAUCGGGGGUGUCUGGACCGACUGCCUCGACUGGCGACGACAACGACACGAUGUGCUCCUAGGCAGAGGACGAGAACGAGGACUAAACUGCGGGCCAGCUCCCGGUUUUUGGCUUGUCGCCUCAUCUAAUUAAGGAGCAUUUGGUCCAUGGCGGCGUCUACAAGAUCUGUUCAUGAUUAUUGCCCCGGGCCGUAUCGCCGCCUGAAGCUCCCUGCGAAUGACAAAUAUGCUGCCUUGCACCAGGGAUUCCAACUUCGACUUCUGUUGGCUUCCAAGGAAGCCAGUCUGUGGCUCUUUAAAUAAAGAUAU